Oncorhynchus mykiss (rainbow trout) is the source of this 3101-nucleotide messenger RNA. It is a transcript of the gene ugcg, whose product is annotated as UDP-glucose ceramide glucosyltransferase. Gene Ontology annotation, biological process: glucosylceramide biosynthetic process. Gene Ontology annotation, cellular component: membrane. Gene Ontology annotation, molecular function: ceramide glucosyltransferase activity. Lineage: Eukaryota; Metazoa; Chordata; Actinopteri; Salmoniformes; Salmonidae. The record is from RefSeq and is a predicted model, not a curated record.
CGCCAGUCCGCCUGGAUAUUUACACCGCCGGUGUUGUUAACGUAGCAGCUUAGCCACAAUGAUGGCUCUUUUGGAUCUUGCCAUGCAAGGUUUCUCUAUAUUUGGAUUCAUUCUAUUUCUGGUACUCUGGUUUAUGCAUUUCAUGUCCAUCGUCUAUGUCCGACUCUGUCUCAAUAAGAAGAGCCCUGACAAGCAGCCCUACAGUAAGCUGUCGGGGGUCUCUCUACUGAAGCCUCUGAAAGGAGUAGACCCCAACCUCAUCAAUAACCUGGAGACCUUCUUUGAGCUCGACUACCCCACGUUUGAGAUCCUACUCUGUGUACAGGACCAUGACGACCCAGCCAUUGAUGUUUGUAAAAAGCUUUUAGGAAAAUAUCCCAACGUUGAUGCUCGGUUAUUUAUAGGAGGAAAGAAGGUCGGCAUCAACCCCAAGAUUAAUAACCUGAUGCCGGGUUAUGAAGGGGCCAAGUAUGACCUCGUGUGGAUCUGCGACAGCGGAAUACGAGUGAAACCGGACACUCUGACCGAUAUGGCCAAUCAGAUGACUGAGAAGGUGGGGUUGGUUCAUGGCCUUCCCUACGUGGCCGACAGACAGGGCUUCGCUGCUACACUGGAGCAGGUCUACUUUGGCACGUCCCACCCACGCUCCUACAUCUCAGCCAACGUGAUGGGUAUUAAGUGUGUGACAGGGAUGUCGUGUUUGAUGAGGAAAGAUAUCUUGGACCAGGCUGGAGGGCUCAUAACCUUCGCUCAGUACAUCGCCGAGGACUACUUUAUGGCGAAGGCCAUCGCUGACAGGGGAUGGAAAUUCUCCAUGGCAACGCAGGUAGCCAUGCAGAACUCCGGGUCCUAUUCAGUUGCUCAGUUCCAGUCCCGCAUGAUCAGAUGGGCCAAGCUUCGUAUCAACAUGCUCCCCGCCACCAUCUGUGAGCCCAUCUCGGAGUGUUUCGUAGCCAGCCUGAUCAUUGGCUGGGCAGCGCAUCACGUGUUCCACUGGGAUAUUAUGGUCUUCUUCAUGUGCCACUGUCUGGCGUGGUUCAUCUCUGAUUACAUCCAGCUCCGAGGAGUUCAGGGUGGUGCGCCGGCCUUCUCCAAACUGGACUACGCUGUAGCCUGGUUCAUCAGAGAGUCCAUGACCAUCCAGAUCUUCCUGUCGGCCCUGUGGGACCCCACCAUCAGCUGGAGAACGGGGCGCUACAGGUUACGAUGUGGGGGUACGGCCGAGGAGAUCCUGGAUGUAUAGCUACCAGCUUAAGUCCGCCUACAGGGACACAUAACCCGAGUCCUAUUACCCCCAGGGGCCAGAGACAAUACCAGACACAGACUGAUCAGCAUCCCUAUAUAGUCAACUACUUUUGACCAGGGCCCACACUUGCCCAUAUGUUUCUGCUCUGGUUUAAGGUAGUGCACUAUAUAGGGAAUAGGGUUCCAUAGGGCUCUGGUUUAAGGUAGUGCACUAUAUAGGGAAUAGGGUGCCGUUUGGUAUACGGCCAGAGAGAGAUGGCAACAUUCAGUGGAAGAAAAUAAACAACCAGCUAUGGGCAUGACUGAUAGAAGGAAACUACCCGCUGUGGGCGUGGCUGAUAGAAGGUAACACCCCUUAUGGGCAUGACUGAUAGAAGGAAACUACCCGCUGUGGGCGUGGCUGAUAGAAGGAAACUACCCGCUGUGGGCGUGACUGAUAGAAGGAAACACCCCUUAUGGGCAUGACUGAUAGAAGGAAACUACCCGCUGUGGGCGUGGCUGAUAGAAGGUAACACCCCUUAUGGGCGUGACUGAUAGAAGGAAACUACCCGCUGUGGGCGUGGCUGAUAGAAGGAAACUACCCGCUGUGGGCGUGGCUGAUAGAAGGAAACACCCCUUAUGGGCAUGACUGAUAGAAGGAAACUACCCGCUGUGGGCGUGGCUGAUAGAAGGUAACACCCCUUAUGGGCGUGACUGAUAGAAGGAAACUACCCGCUGUGGGCGUGGCUGAUAGAAGGUAACACCCCUUAUGGGCGUGACUGAUAGAAGGAAACUACCCGCUGUGGGCGUGACUGAUAGAAGGUAACACCCCUUAUGGGCGUGACUGAUAGAAGGAAACUACCCGCUGUGGGCGUGACUGAUAGAAGGUAACACCCCUUAUGGGCGUGACUGAUAGAAGGUAACACCCCUUAUGGGCGUGACUGAUAGAAGGAAACUACCCGCUGUGGGCGUGACUGAUAGAAGGAAACUACCCGCUGUGGGCGUGACUGAUAGAAGGAAACACCCCUUGUGGGCGUGGCUGAUAGAAGGAAACUACCCGCUGUGGGCGUGACUGAUAGAAGGAAACACCCCUUAUGGGCGUGGCGGCAAGAAGGAAACACCCCUUAUGGGGGUGACGGGUAGAAGGAAACACCCCUUAUGGGCAUGACUGAUAGAAGGAAACACCCCUUAUGGGCGUGGCGGCAAGAAGGAAACACCCCUUAUGGGCGUGGCGGCGAGAAGGAAACACCCCUUAUGGGCGUGGCGGGUAGAAAACGUCAUAUGGAAUUCAUAGUGUUUGAUGGUUUUUAACCUGUGUGUUGAAAUAUAUCAUUUAUUACUAAUGCUUUUUCUGUCUACCAUCCAAACUGUUGAAAACCGAGAUCCUCCUGUCGUGAAGUGAGCCCUACGUCCCAAAUUACACCCUAUUCCUCAUUUAGUCUUAAUUCUAUACUCAAUGAAUAUUGUUUUAAUGUGAAAACUUAAGGUCCAAACCUAGGAAUUCUCUUUGUUCCAUUUUUUUUGGCUUAUUGGUCAGGUUUUCAAGCACCACGGUCUUUCUGCUGUGAGAUUGCUGGCUAUUUUCAAGACUGGAUGUGUCGCAAAUGGCACCCUAUUCCCUAUGUAGUGUACACCCUAUUCCCAAUGUAGUGUACACCCUAUUCCCUAUGUAGUGUACACCCUAUUCCCAAUGUAGUGUACACCCUAUCCCCUAUGUAGGGGUGUCAUUUGUGAUGCAACCAUGUCUCUUAACCAGGGGUAUUCAACUCUGACUCUACGAGGUCCAGAGCCUGCUGGUUUUCUGUUGUACCUGAUAAUUAAUUGCACCCACCUGGUGUCCCUGGUCUAAAUCAGUCCCUGAUUAGAGAGGAAUCACC